Molecule: messenger RNA, 285 nt
Organism: Blepharisma stoltei
Lineage: Eukaryota; Ciliophora; Heterotrichea; Heterotrichida; Blepharismidae
Source: the annotation of a GenBank genome assembly
AUGUCAAAAGGAAAAGGUUUCUGCUAUUACUAUUGUCUACUCAUAUCAAUCUUCGGAUGUCUCUUUUUGGUGAGUGUUAUUUAGACUUACAUAGCUUUACUCUGCGCUUUUGACGUGAAAGAGCUUGAUGUGGAAGAUAAAACAGAAUAUACAGGAACAGUAUUUAUUUCAGCUGGUGUUUAUGAAGUUAUCGUGGCUAUAUUGGUAAUUUAUGGAUUUAUCACUUCUAGGCGUGCAGGAAAUGUCUCAGGAAAUGGGUAUCAGCGUAUAGAAGAUGAAAAGUAA